Messenger RNA from Aspergillus puulaauensis, 9222 nucleotides. RefSeq lists its product as uncharacterized. The coding region runs from base 1 to 9222 and encodes 3073 amino acids. The transcript has 5 exons. Lineage: Eukaryota; Fungi; Ascomycota; Eurotiomycetes; Eurotiales; Aspergillaceae. The record is from RefSeq and is a predicted model, not a curated record.
AUGGAUCCUGAAGUAUUUCAGUACAUCUUUCACCAUGUCGUCUUCCCUCCAAGGCUACCCGGAGAACCUGAACGCAGACAAAAAUUCCUUGAGAGCGGGAUGAUGAGGUUCGUAAAAGAUACCCUUGCCUCCUUUGUGAAAACGAGACCGCCAGACAUCCAGGACAAAUGGAAGCCGGCUGUCAAUAUGCUUGAACUGUGGAUCUCAGUCGAUGCCGGAGGGGAUGAUCUCAACCGCCAUCAAGACCUUCUCAUGCGCCACAUAAAGGAUCUGAAAAUUCAUGGAGCUGUUGCAUUAUACGUUUGUGCACAAAACUGUGGAUGGCUAGCACAUUAUGACAGUGCCCGCGACAAUGUCAUUAUUGAUGCUUUUGAGGUAACCGCCACCUCAGCUGCUAUCCUCAAGGCCACAGGUCCUCUUAUUCGUUGCUUUCCGGGCCAGAGUGCGGUCAUUUCCGCCUCGAUGAUCAAUGAAACUGCCUUCUGCAAAUAUUUGGCUCAUAACCUCUGUCGUCUAAACCUGGAGUCUGUCCGUGAGAUGUGUCCCAAGGCCACUCAAUCGCGAGAUUGUAUCAAGGAAAUCCGAGAUACCGUAGAUCCUGGCUUGGUCACCGAGGGGCUAAUGUCCCAGCUUUUAGCAUUCGGGGAACACAAUGUCUGGAAGUCCUUUGAAAAGCACAUGCGUGACGAAGUUAUUUAUGACGACACCAAACUACCAUGGCGACGUUCACCUCUGUGGUUCGUGAUGAAAGUUGCCCUUCAGACGAUUCUCUAUCGCAUAUUUCCAGACAAUGAGGGCCACGCGGAAUAUAAAAAUUAUAUGCUAUAUCUCGCGGUUAUGAUCGGAGAGGAGGCUCAGAACCUAGAGCUUCCCAACAUCGCGGAUAUUCUCGCCAUUAGCCGAGCCAAGGUCGCUCGUCGGACGUAUAAACUGCAGGGUAAAACUUUUGAAACUGUGAUGAAGCGAGUAAUGGAAACCGAUGAAGCCAUUUUACAGCAUUUGCAACAGCUACGUGCCCGCGUUCAGACCCCUGAGUCCAUGGCUAUUUCCCAUUCGUUUGGACCGUUGCAAGAAUGUGACUUGGAAGCAUCACUAAAGCAUUCCAGAGAUUACAUAUAUAAUGCAAUGAAGUCCCGCACACCAGACAAUUGUUCGUCAAGCUUCAAUAAGAAGCACAAACAGCGAAGGGGGCGCCAAACAAGUGGCCUCCCGAAGAUAGAAGACGACGAGAUUCUCUCGCUACUUGACUUUGAAGCUGGGGUAGAUACAGAGCUACAAGAAUGGCAUGCAAAGACCAGUCCAACGGAGAAAGUUUGCUGUGAUCUUGCAGAUCUCAUCGAGAAAUACUCCGAAUUCGCAAGCAAGAAAUACGCUCAGAUGCCAGACGCAUCCUCUCCGAUGCUUCUUGUUUUGCUGGAAUUAUGGGUUUCCCUUGAUAGUCUCUGUGUCCGCCUCUGUCCUAUCCUUAAGGACUAUUCGCCUGAGCUGUCCAAGAAGAUUGUUGAGCCCCUACUUCUCCCUCUCUUUCAUCAAAUGCAACGGGCGCGACAAGUCGAGGACUAUAUCCGUUCAAGACAGCCACAUGGUAGCUCUCUCAAGAGCAUCUUUUCCGACCCCGGUCCCGACACAUUCGCCGUUCGAUAUGUGGAUAAGAACCGGAAGCAUAAAAAGGUUCUUGAAAGUAUUGAAAACCUUGCCACACAGAAACGGGAGGCUUUGCGCAAGGAAUGGGAAGAUCGGUCAAAAGAAUAUCAAGACCUCAUCAGCCAAGCAUCAAACCUCACUCAUGACUCUGAUCUAGAUGAAUGGGAUAAUGAGACACAUUCUACCUCGUGCGAUAAGUGUGCUUUGGAAACGAAGGCGCAAAAACUUACAAUCCAAGUCCAUGAGUGGCCACUUCCUAACGAUGAGGACAAGGCUAAGAAUAUUGCGUUUGAACUUGAUUGCCCUCGCUGGUUUGCAAAAUGGCGGGAUAUCACUUGGAAAAUUGUGGACGACUAUGGCAGGCCUCAGGCAAGGGAACCCUCAAGGAUGGAAAUGAAUAUCUUAGAGUACCCAGCCACGCAAACUUUCGUUACUAAAUUGGGUCAAAGGCUGACCCUCGCUUCUUCCACAAAAUCAUGGUUGAAUACUCAUUACAAGACUCAGAAAUUUCCAGUCACUUUCGAUACAAUUGCUGUUUCCAAUCCGUUUAACUUCUCGCUGUGGGAUACGGAGAGAGAAGUAUGGGUUGCAGGAAGAUUCAAGCUCCAAAAGUACCCGACCUUCAACCAUUUGUGCACCCUUACGCUCAACAACCCAAAAUAUUCCGGCCUUCAGUAUGCAGUUGAGUCAUGUCAGCAUCACCAGAACAAGGUGCUAGCAGACCAACGUAACUGUCCCCCAAAGAUAACCCUCCAGGAGAUGAGCGCCUUCGGUCAUCUCCGUGCUGGCGAGCGCCUACAAUGGUACAAUAUAACCCGAGAACUAGUAUCUCCCUCGUUCUCGAUGAAUGAGAGCUCUGUCCACAAGUUGCUAUGUCAAGCAGCAUGGGAGCUUGGCUCACAUGGGUCCGGAACGCAACUUGGCGAGGCUCAUGCAUUCUUUGAAGAGCUCGCCUCCGUUAACAGACUUUUAGAGUCGCUCGAACAUAGGCUAAGCAUCAUUUCGACAAACUGGAAUGAACACUAUACUCUACACACAGUCGUUAACUUAGGUGUUCGAAUUUUAAGUCUUUGUCCCACGUCAGCUGUCGAGCGCGCAUCAUCCUUCCUCAGGCGUUGCAGGAAGGUCGCGAUAGAUUGGUGCACAAGGAUUAAGACGGCUCUUGAUGCCAAAAUAGGUGCCGAGAAUGAUUCACGAUUGUCACUACUUUUCAAAAUUGGGGCAAUCUGUCUUUUGACAUUUUCUGUUGAGGAUAGACAUCUUAGCAAAGUCCUUGAAAGCGAAGAGGAUUUGCAGUUCCUGUUGAGAUCUUCGAUUGUGCUCUUUGAGAAUACCCCUGGGCCAAUCGAGAGCCAAUCUUUGGAGAAUAGAGCCUUAGUUCUUCAUGGUACAAGGGUUCUCUGUAAUGCUGAGAAGCAAGUCUCGCAACUCAUCAUUAAGCACCCGUCGGCUCUUAAUGUUGCUAUCCAACAAACCGCCAACCACCUUCAGUUUUCUUCACCCUGGUGCUUCGCUCCUGGAGAUAACCAGAGAUGGGCUACAAAUAAAUCGGUUUUAACCACUGAUGGGGAUACACAGGAAGUUCAUUAUAAUAUACUGAGUGGCGAGCUCCUGGUUAACAAUGAACGGCCAAAGCGCCUUCCGGAUGAGUACACCAUACAUCCAUUAUUCCAGCGGCUAUUUGGCUCGCAAACUAUUUCUGUGGUCUCUUGCCGCAAAAAGGGCACGAAGUUUGCAUCAACGCAACGGUUCGGGAAUUACAUUGUUUAUUUUCGUCUUGAGGGAGAUCAGCUUGUGGUUAAAACGAUGGCAGACCACGCCCUGCGGCUAAUACCACAUGACGUCUUAGCUGAAGACUUUCCAGACUCGCUUAUCACAAAAUUUGCGCACUGGUUGGAUCUAGAGACAGGAGAAAUUGAGUUCCGACCUCUUGAUCAAGCCUGGGAGCCGAAUCCGAAAAACUGGCGUACAUCCUAUAAGCACCAAAAUGGAGAGAUUCCGAGGACUAAACAGGGUCAACGAGUGCUGGUUGAUGUUCACAGCGGCCUCUUUGAACAAGUUUCAAAUGUUCUGUCUCGCUUAGACCAUCUGAAGCACAUCCAAAUCACGUCAACCCAGGACAGCAGAAUUGAGGCCAAAUUGGUCCGCCUGCACCUAAGUUUCUUUGUUAAUGCCGAUGGUGCAUUAGAAUGUCGGGAGCAUAAUGCUAUAGUUGAUCAGGAUCAGGACAUCGGAUGUCUCUCCAACCUAUUCAGCAAACUUGUUCUACGCGGUAAAACUGGUCAGGGUCACCGUACGGUGUUGAUUCCUUACGGAAUGGUGAGAAUCAGCAAAGAGGCAUUAUACAGCCAAGUUUCGAUAUAUCCUCUAGACGGUUCGCGCGUCAAAUAUUUUCAUUACUUAUUCGACCCAACCCUUGGGAUGCUCUCAGACACCUCCGGUAUGGCGGGUGCCUUAUAUCAAGCUUAUUUGCACGCCGUUACUACCUAUGUGCUUCCUGACGCUGCAACAAACCGAUCUGGGACCGAGGAGGCUCUUCGUAUACUCCGACAAGCCCGAAUGAAAAGCUCGUUUCCUUUAGAUAGUGAUUGCAGUCAUCUACUGGAGCUUAUCGCAUCUCUAACUCCGCGGCGCCAGUACCAUCCGCCUGGAAUAGAGGUCAUGCAAAGGGUCAUUUGGAAUCCGCAAAUGGGUGAACUAGCACAGCAUGACGACUUCAGAGUGAUCACUCAAGAUAUUUUCAAUCACACGGCCAAAUUUGCUGCAUUCCACAGUUCGAAGAAGGAGCUUCCAUCAGGGCUUGAUCGUGGAGACACUCACCUUCUCGAUAGAGCACGACACUAUCAUUCCCGGUUUCAUCGGUCUGAGUUUGCGAACAAUUUGACCGGCCUAGAUAUAAGAUACCCUGAGAAGCCCAUGCCAUCUGAAUAUAACGCGCGAGACCGGCAUGGCUGUGUUAGUGAUCGAAGCCGUCGUGUGUAUGAGACUGCUGCGCUUAUACGAGAUUGGCCCUCCAAUGCAAGUCAGAAAGAAAUGCUUCUCAAUAUGGUCAAAGCGUGGGGUAAUAUCUAUAUGAGAAUACUUACGCCAGAUCAGCACACAUAUACUUCACUCAUGGAUUCGCAGAUUCAACAUCUAUGGGGCUCUUUAUACAGCCAGUGCCGCUCGAGCAACCGGGAAACGGGAACAUACAAACUGAUUUCAGUAUUUUGCACGAUUGCCUUCGGUAAAUCAGUCCCAACCUGGCAGCUGCGUCAUCUAUUAACAAUUGCAUUCUCUGGAUAUUUUCCCGAAGUCCCCCAACAGUUGCUCCAAGGGCCAGUGCAGUUGGGUCUGGCACCGGGGCAAGACAUUGACAGGUCAAAGGUCAAAGAAGAGAUAUCUAACAACUAUCCGCCUCAAAAACCCAAUCCUAGAGGCAACAUGAAGAAUCUAUCAAAAUCCGAAAAAGGCAAAAGGCGUUAUGAACAGAAAAAGAAGUACGAAAAAACGAAAAAACAGGAAAUCGAAGCCCUAGCAAGCCAAAUCACCAGACAGUGGCCAUGCGAGGUUCUUCAACGACCUACCAAUAUGGAGCCCUGGCAAGUCAAGAGCUUGAAUGCCUCUGAUAUUCUGUUCAAGAGCUUUAACAGGAAUGUCCAAUUUCAUCAGUUUAUUGAGCUUGUACAACAGAAGCUAGAUGCGGUGCCUAUAUCUCCACUUCCGGACCUACUACCAAUACCACCUGCUCUUCCGCAGUGCCGGCCCUUGAUCUAUGCUCGAUCAAAUCCCUGGCAGGCCCCAAGUCUCCAAGAUAUGUUACGUUCCUCAAAUGCUCCUCUUCCAAUGGACAUAGAUCAAACACCCCUCCGAUACCAGAGACCUCAAGUGCCUGCAUCUUCUGAUAGAGGCCCUAUUGAUAAUCUUCAAUCCUUAAUCGUGGGUCUCCGCAGAAGUACCAAGACUAUGUGUCGACAAUACGCGCAUACGCUUUUGGAUAGCCUGGAAGCACUAGACAAAGUGCACUUGCCCUGUGUAUCUGCGGGACUCCCCAUUGAGAGAGACUCUCUUGUCCAGCAUCACAAACGCGCCAUAGAGCAACGAGAUAGCCUCUGGGGUCAGAUUGUUUUGGCAUUAACAACGGUGGAUAGUAGCUGGAAGGCCAUAGGCGGUGCCGUAUUUUGGCCGUCCAUCACUGUCUUGUCGAUGCUGUCGUUUCUCGCGGCUGAUAAGUGGGAUUCUGUUCCUCCAUUAUGGAAAGAUACGCUUUUGAUGUUUACAAAGGUCAUCGUUUCUUUGCGUCGAUACGAAAGACUUUUAGAACAUUUCGACAAAGAAGAUAUCAAUACAUUCUACAAAGAAGCAGAAACAGUAGGCUGCGAAGGAUGGGAUGCAUCAAGCAAUCCCGAUUGGCUACUUUUGGAAAUCGAGGGAAACAUGACAAUCAGGGAACGCCAGGCAAAUGUCGCACAUAGAAUGAUCGCGCCAGAAUCUAAGGAAAACUGCGUCCUGCAGUUGAACAUGGGGGAAGGCAAAACGACGAUUAUCACACCGAUGAUUGCAGCGUGCCUCGCAAAUGGUGCCCAGAUGGUUCGCAUUGUAGUGCUGAAACCGCUUCUGCGACAAAGUAUCAAUCUUCUCUCCCAGCGCCUUGGGGGUCUAUUGAACCGUCCAAUUUACUAUGUUCCUUUUUCAAGAAAUACACGCAUCGACAAGAGUACUAUAGAGACCUUACAGGCAACCUAUAGCGAAUGCCAGCAAAAACGAGGAAUGCUUAUCGUUCUUCCAGAGCAGCUACUUUCGUUCCGACUAGUCGGGCUAGAUCUCGCACCGAGCGAUAGUGCGCUUGGGCUCGUUGACAUAGAGCAAUCACUGCAGGAUAGCUGUCGCACUAUCAUUGACGAGAGCGAUGAAAUCCUGGAUCCGAAAUUUCAAUUAAUAUACACACGAGGCAAUCAGCAGAAUGUCGAUGGGGAAAGUGAUCGCUGGGCCAUUAUCCAGUAUGUGCUUGAGUUGGUAGAAAAACAAGUCAAGACCUUGCAGUCAGAAGACCAAAUGAGCUUGGAUAUCGAACAGCGGGGUAUCCGCUAUCCUCUUAUCCAUUUUUUGAGCAAGGAUGCUCCAGAUCGACUGCUUCAGAGAGUCACCGAAGCUAUCAGCCGUGGAGAACUUCCAGGAGUAUCAUUCACGGAGUGGGCAGAGGCAACGCAAACGAGUGUGCUGAAUUUCAUAACUUGCCUUGAGACCAACAACACAGACAAGAGGGUAGUACAAAAUACCUUCAAGGAUAGUAUAAUUCUCAAGAAACUCCUGGUCCUAAGGGGUCUUUUUGCUCACGGUAUACUACGCUUUGUGUUAGCAAGCAAGCGCUGGCUUGUGGACUAUGGCGUUCAUCCCUCGCGAUGCUUGUCAGCGGUGCCAUUUAGGGCUAAGGGAGUGCCAUCAGAAAAUGCUGAGUUCGGGCAUGCGGAUGUUGCGCUGGUAUUGACGUGCUUGAGCUAUUACUAUGAGGGUCUUACCGAAGAACAAGUUCGACAAUGCUUCUAUUUCCUAAUGAAAGAGAAUGAUCCUGGAGCUGAAUAUCAGCGCUGGAUUACACGGAAUCGGGAUGGACUGCCCGAGGGUCUACACUCCUUCAAUGGGGUCAAUUUGGAGGAUGAUCACGCCUUCCAGAGAGUCUUAUACCAGCAUCUCCAGUACCAGAAAGGGAUCAUUGACUUCUUCCUUGCCAAAAUUGUCUUUCCCAAGGAGGCAAAGGGCUUCCCUUCCAAACUGUCGUUGUCUGCAUGGGACAUUCCCUCGAAGCCGGCUCAGCCACUUACGACCGGAUUCAGUGGAACAAAUGAUAAUCGAUACUUGCUGCCAAAGUCAAUGCCCCAGAAAGACUUACCGUAUCUUCUUCAUACCAACGCCAUGGUUCUAAGCCAGCUCCUACAUGACGACAAUAAGCAGUGUAUCCUUGCAGAAGAUAAGGAUGGUCGUCAGCUUCCGGUGAACGGGCUCUUGCAUCUUAUAAAUGAUCAAAAUCCUCAUAUCAAGGUUAUCAUUGAUGUCGGAGCCUUAAUACUAGAGUCAAGUAACGAAGAAGUUGCGAAGAAAUGGCUAUCUAUUGUCCCAGCUGAUAGAUCCCGUGCCGCUAUCUAUUUUGAUGCCAAUGAUGAAGCUAUGGUGGUUGACCGAGAGGGUUACGUUGAACGGCUUACUGCGUCCCCUUUUUACGACCGGCUACAUCUUUGCUUGGUCUUCCUGGACCAACACCACGCAAGAGGCGUCGAUAUCAAACUUCCACGCACAUAUCGUGCAGCAGUGACACUUGGACCACGACUAACCAAAGACCGACUGGUUCAAGCAUGCAAUAGAAUGCGAGAACUAACCAAUGGCCAAUCGGUGGCUUUUUUUAUACCUCCAGAAGUUAGGCAUGAUAUGAAGAAGGACGGCGCAGGCAUUGCUUCCACCGACGUUGUACAGUGGGUGCUAGAACAAACUUGCGAUCAGCUGGAAAAGUUGCAACCACUCUGGGCAUGGCAAGGCUUACAUCAUUUCCGCUGCGCCCAAAUAUGGGAUGAUUUUAGGACGCGCGCCAGUUCCUUAGAAGACAUUGUGGCUCGCAUCCAGCAGCCUGAGUUAAAGUCUCUUUUUCAAUUAUACGCUCCGUGGGGGGAGCAUUCUCAGUCUAUUGCUUCACUCAGAGAAUUAGCCCCACACGAUCCAACAGUCCGUGAACUUCUUGAGAAAUGGGAAGGAGUCGCAUCUACGCAGACUACUCUUUACGAGGAGCAAGAGCGAGAGCUAACCCAGGAGAUCCAGAGAGAGCCUCAAAUCCGCCGUCCGCCAUCUGUGGAGGCACAAAGUCACAUCGUGAAUGCCGAUAUCAAGCACUUUGUCAAGCACGGUCAAUUCCCCAGGUGGAUCUCAUCUGACGAUGUUGACCCAGCGUUCAAAUGUCUAUCGCAAACAUCCGCACGCGCAUUUGAACUUCCUACCAGCAUCGGACCCCAUAUAUAUGCUUCGCUCGACUUCCUAAGUACGAUACGCCAGGAUGAUAAUACUGUUGAUGAUGAGUUCCUGAAGCCUGUGCACUGGGUUCUCUCGAGUACCACCAUUCAAACGCUCAUCAUUAUUAGCCAGCACGAAGCAAACUACCUGAUACCCAGCAUCCGCAAGUCCAAAAAGGCUACACUCCAUAUGUAUGCCCCGAGGACGGCUAAAGAUAUGUGCUCCUUCAGCAAACUUGACUUCCUCACAGUUGGCCAACCUAGGUCACCUCUCCAAGUAUCGCCAGAAGCCAUCCGAGAUCUUGAAAUAUUUUCCGGGAGUCUUUAUUUUGAUUCUUUUGCCGAGUACCAGAGUGCCUGCCAAUUCUUCGGAUUCAAAACCGAUAGGCUCCUUGAUAUCCCCCAGGACGCCAUCACAAGCGAGGGCUUCGUGAGCAAAGAGGCGCGCACCCAGGCCCAAUGGCCAGUCCAUUGCCCUUUCACCACUAGCCCACUACCUUUUCUGAAAGCAUGGUAUAGCAUUCGGACAAAAGGCCAGGGGUUUUCUCAGUCCCAUAUUGGGUCUAUCGUGGAGGCGCGACGCCUAACCGAGGACCGUUUCUGA